GCUCUAGUUUUUCCUCUGCCCUAGUUUCAGCUCCCCGGUUGUCUUGGAUUUACCUCUGCAGUGCUAGAGAGUUCUGGUGGAUGAGCUGUGCUGUUUUUCUGGAUAUGGGGAGAGAAACACAUUGGCUGUCCCCAGAAAUGGUAGACUGAUUGCCAUAACUUCCCUCCUUUAUCCAUCUCUUUCCGUCUUUCUCUCUUUUUCUUUCUCUUUACUUCUUUCUCUUUAUCCUCCUCUUUCUGGUUCCCUCACGCUCCCCUCAUGGGGCAGCUGGUCUCGUCUGCAGGCGAGCGGUCUGAAGCUCAGUCUGCUCUGGGCUCUCUCCUCUACAACGCCAUGCUAGAGCAAGGAGCCCUGCCAGACCUGGGUGUAGACCACUCCUUCCUCGGAAAUCCUGAGAGCAAGGAGUCCCAGGCCCACCUCCAGGCCCACCUCCAGGAGCUGCAGGGGCACAUGGGUAACCGGGCCCCGGCCUACCUGAAGGAGCUGAUUAGUCGACUGGUGGCAUUCUCAGAGGAGCCCCGGGUUGCCGCGCUGGUGGGCCUGGUGGUUUCCAUGGUGUUGGAGACGGCGUACGUGUCGUCGUCGCGGGGGUCGACCUCGAAGGCGAAGAGUCAGGUGGAGGAGAGGAGGGCGGAGCUGUGUGACAUGAUGGAGGAGUAUCUGAAGCGCUGCAGGAUGCACCUGAGCGAGAGAGAGAAGCUCCACCAGGACACCCUCCGUCUGGAGGGGCAGCUCAGCCUCCUGCUCACCCAGCUCAAGAGCUCCCUGCUCAGGGAGGGCUGCUCCUCCAGAGGCCUGAAGCACUGGGCCAGCGGGGCAGCCCUCCACACCCACAUGUUGGUGCACCUGGCUGGGCUGGAGCAGAAAGGAGAGCCCCUGGCUGCCCUGGCGGCCCUGGAGCAAUACCACGAGGACAUGGAGGAUCUGAUCCCUGCUUACAGGCGCUACAAGGCCGGCACAGUGUCAGUGGUGAAGUGUCACGGGGGGCUGUGUGUGGGAGGAGAUCCCCAGAGUGAGGGCUGUGUGACAGGUCUCACCCUGGUGGACAGAGAGACCGGCCAAAGUGUUUCUGUGACAGUCCCAGAGGACGUCCCGUACAGUCCGGACCUGGUCACUGCAGACCAGCUCACUCAGGCCUACCUGGACCUGCUGCUGUCCCCACAAGGCCCCCUGGUGGACCUGCACCGGUACUUCACCUCUGCCCGAGACCGACUGGGAACACUGGGAGCGGGGAGGGCAGGCUUGGAGGAGCAGCUGAGCAUCGUGGAAACAGAGCCGCUGGCGAGAGGGGAGCUGAACACACCUGUGAACACACACCUGUGAACACACACCUUUGAACACACCUGUGAACACACACCUGUGAACACACACGUGAACACACCUGUGAACACACACCUGUGAACACACACCUGUGAACACACCUUUGAACACACCUGUGAACACACACCUGUGAACACACACCUGUGAACACACACCUGUGAACACACACCUGUGAACACACCUGUGUCCUGCAGCACGUGUUCAGACACACACGGACGGACACUGAAAAUGUUCACACUAAAUGAAGAAGUUACACUUUUAAACCAUACUUUGACGGAAAGUGUAAGAAUCCCAAUAAAUAUACUUUAUAUCAAAGGGAAUAAU
This is a messenger RNA of Osmerus eperlanus (European smelt), 1644 nucleotides long. RefSeq lists its product as uncharacterized. The record is from RefSeq and is a predicted model, not a curated record. Lineage: Eukaryota; Metazoa; Chordata; Actinopteri; Osmeriformes; Osmeridae. Bases 259 to 1323 code for a protein of 354 amino acids. The transcript has 3 exons.